AGGUUAUCGUACGAUAGUCUCCGGGAGCAAAGUAAAGAGGAAAAAGAAGAAGAAAAAACUAAAUUCGUAGACGUUCCAGUGAGUCUGAAGGGUCAUGUAAUUGGAAAGGGUGGCCAUAAGCUGCAUGAAAUUAUGGAGACAACUGGAACAAGAUUAGUUUCCCAAAGCAAGGAGGAAGCUGGAUUUACAAUCUUUGGGGAUGAAGAACAAAUUGCACAUGCUGAAAGGCUUAUCAAGGAAAUAGUGGUAAAAUGUUAAACCCAUAGUUAUAGUACAGGAAGUAGUUUUCACAGUACACUUAAGAGCCUGGAUUAAACUUAUCGUCAGCAAGUAUACUCUGUGCAACGUUGUGCCACCUUCAAUGACUUCUUAAUAUAAAUCUGUGGAAAAAUAUUUUGAUCAUUUUCGCAUUCUCAAUUGACCUUUUAUUUAUAGUGACUAAAAACGAAUCACAAAUAAAUAAAUAGUGGUGCAGUUAGUGUACUGAGUUUGGUUUGUUUAAUUCAUAAUUUAUUUUAAUUUAUUCUCUUCUUUGGUGUUUCAUUGUAAAUUUGUGGUUUUUGUGAGUGGUUAAAAAUAGGAGUUAAGACUUAAGAAAUAGAAAGAAUUUUUCUCAUGUAGGACAAAAAACCGGGGGGAGUACACCUGGGAAUUCUCGGUGGGGGUGUGCCGCACGGUUCUUAAAUCCUGACCCGAUUUCAGACCAAAAAAUGUAAUUUUCCACACCCGUUUUCAGACUAGAACUUUAAAAUCCAUACCCGUUUUCAGACCUGGCCUUUAGGCAGAAAUUAUGUUAUCAUUACUUAGAUUAGAGCGCAAACAAAAAAACACAACCAAGAAUUCCCAGGAGUACCCCCCGGAGCUUUUCGUUCGGAGAAGAAAGGCUAUCCGGUAUAUUAUGAUCAACACCUAGCCGAGAUGCACAGUGUGAACAGAAGCCUUAUCUGGUAUGGUUUAAGGACCGGCGCAAAAGCUAUCGAGCAUAUUAUGAACAUGGCCUGACCUGUGUAGAUUGAGUGGACUAAUUCCUCUCAUGUUUUUUGUGCAGGAUAGUGCCAAAAGAAGAAGGCGGGAACUAAUAAAGGUUGAAGACGAUUUCAAGGGUAUAGUAAAUGGAAAGGAGGCGGAUAAACUCCGACACAUUUCCGCUCAGUCAGGAGCAAGAGUAAUCUUAGAUCCUGAAGAUCUAGAAAUUUACAUAAUCUCUGGAACAGAAGAAGAAAGGGAGUAUGCUAAAGUGCUGAUUGGAGAAAUAGUGGUAGGUAAAAGUUCUCUUUCCUUGGAAUGAAUUCUAAAUGUAGAUCUACGCAUCGUGCUUCACAACUACAAAAAUAGGAUCCGUUAAGUUUUUGAGAAUGGGGACACACAUACACAGAAUUCAUCAACCCAUCAUCAAUUAUAGUAGACGGGAAACUUUUAAGAAAGCCAUCUUGCUUCUCAAUAACUACCGCAAUCCGUCGAACUAUGAAGUCCAAUUAUGGCCGUUCAAAUUCUAGACCAUCAAAUCGUCAUGACAGUCCAAUCCGUUUUUGUUUUUGAGUAAAUCAGAAGUAAACUUAGAUCUCCUUUUUACUUUUCGUGAAGACAUAACCUUAAUUCUCAAAAGUUAAAAAAUAUUUCAUCAAACUGUUUAGAAUUCGAAUGCUCAUUAUCGUUAUUGGACGCUUCCUCGUUAAUACGACCACAAAUGUGGAUGUAUCGACCAGGUUCCACUGUCUGAUGUAGGAUAUGAAUGCCUUCAAAAUACACAAAAUGCUGCCUCUAGCAAGUUUAGUAUUUCCAAAUUCUCCGGAGGGAGCGUAACUGCGGAACUACUUCGAGCAGGCGUUCAGACAGUGGAGAGUGACUCAACAUGGCGAGCAGAGAGAAAAGGGAACACGCGAAAUUCAACCUCGGACAAUCCAAUUUUUCAAAUUUCUUCAGGGGAGCAUCCUCGCUUUAUUUUCCUACUUAAUUCUCUUUGGGUCGUGCCCGUCCUCUAUCUGAAUGCCUGGAAUUAGCCUCCCACGAAGACGUUCUUAGGGGUUCGUCACGCGUUCCUAAGCUACUUACAUGUCAGACACUUUGAUUCUUUUCAGGGCGAGGUGCCUGGGGAAUAAAAGUGGGGAGAGGGGCGUGCAGAAAUUUACUGCUAUCUAAGGGUGGCCAGAAACUUUAUCUCAAUCUUCGGAUCUUAAUUACCGUAUGUGUUUUGGCUUUUGUUGAAGGCUUUUGCAAGAGUGAGAGGUGUUGCACGACAAAAAACGAAAGCCAGUUGCUACGUCGAUGACUAUAAUCUCAAGGUACCUAAGCUGAAACUGGAACAGGUGCUGAAAAAUGGCCAUCCAACCGGACCGCCCGUACAAUACCGACUGAAACCAGCCGAGCAAUGUGAACCACAGGUGUGUCAUACAAUUCAUUAUUACAGCAAGAUCGCUCCUUUCCUCUGCUCUCCAUUCCUAGGUUGCCUCUUCCAAUUCUUUCUUACUCUUGAAGUGAGAGUUUUGUUUAUAAAUAUUCAUUUCAAGUUUUAGCAUGCAUAUUUGAAAUUUUUACCAGAUUUAAAAAAUCUGCUUUUCUAAAGUAGACUCGAAGGCAGUGUCAUCUUGGAUGCUGUUUGGCUGACACCACAUGUUUUUGAAGCUUUCCACCCAGAGUUUGCAUAGUGAAGUUAAAAAAUAAGCAAGGUUAUUACUUCCUUCUUCUCACUUAGGAAAGUUGCAGCUUUAAUAUCGGUCUUCCAAGCUAUGAGGAACAACUUAUGAAGGACGUCUUGGUGUCCUUACGUAAGAUCAAACAGGAAAUGGCUGUAGAGAUGAUGCCAAAGGCGGACAUGUGGUGUCACUUUGGAAAGAUUACAAUUCAAGUUCCAGAUCGAGGUAGUGUAUUUUUUAGUUUUACUACAAAUUAUUAGCUAAAUUCGCCCUAAUUACUUUAUGUAGUUUUAUGUAGGGCUUGUGUAUAUGUUGGUUGUUGACAUCAAUCCAAAGAUCGCUUUCUUUCAUUUUUCCUUCAGAGGAUGUUCGAGAUGGACGGUGGAGCAUUAGAGAGGCCACAGAAAAGAUUAAAUACUCUAACAGUAAACAUUACUGGAAGCUAGCUUUUAAUUUGGAAGGGGUUACGCCAAAUGAAACAGCAUUAAGAACACAGUACAAAGAAACCUGUCCUGAGGAGAUAGGUUAUGUUACAAGAUAUGAUUUAACAUUUCUGACACCAUGCUGGCAUCAAUUGAGAUGCAAGGUAAGUCCGCGUGCUGACAAUCCUGAGUCCUGUGCCUAUGACCGGCAAGACCCUCUUAUUGACUUCCCUGUAACAGUAAUUGGUAAUAUGUAUUUUUAUGAAUAGAUACACAAACCUGUACGGGUAUGUUAAGAAAUAAAUACCUCAGGAAAUUGAUCCUGCCCACCCACAAGUCAUGACUGCACUUUCCCGAGAUAAAUUUACUAAAAGGUAUUUCCAUAGAUACGUAAAAACAAAAAAAGAGACAGCGCCCUUGACACUUAAUGUGGUAAAUAGCUAAAAUGUUACUCUGAAGCAGGUUUUGUAUGCACUAUUUCGGGAAUGAUCAAUGUUCAUAUGUCAGAUUUCACAAUAUAAGCCAUCCUUUUUAACGUAGGUAUGGGUUGCAAAUAAGAACUCCAAGCAAUCGCUGGAAGGCAUACCAAUUCCUUUUGAUGUGAAGAACAUUUUGGGAGAGAUACACUUCAAAGAUGAAGAUACACGGUCAAGAUGUCGGGGAUGGCUAGUGCUCAAGUCUCUGAAAUACUUUAGAGCAGACAUCUUGUUUCCAGGCUGUGAAUUUGAUUGCAGGUUUCACAUCCGGGGACGAAGAGGUAGGAUAAGUAGGCGGUGUAGCGGUGUAAGAAUAAGCUCAAAGUAAAAAUAAUGCGACGAUACCCAACUCUUGAAAAUGAGACUGUAAGCAUUAAAAAUAGGGGGUUUGUUUUCCGUAGAACUUUGGCUGACUAUCAAAACUGUUUUAUGAACAUUCUUAAAGAAGAUGGUGAUGUAAUAGGCUUCCGAGUUCCAAAAACCCUCACUUUCAAAAUGAGACCAAGUGCUCAACCUUUCUUGUGGAAAUGAAUUUUCUUUGCAUGAGAAUGAAAAAUCAUUUCCGUAUCAAAGGCUGAGCACUUAACCUCGUUUUGAUACAGAGGCCCGGGCGAACUCGGAAAUGGCGUAUUGAAAUGACAAUUUGCAAACAAAAGCAGAGUGAGACGUUAUGUCAAGGUAUAAUGUCGAUACAAAAUGCUUGUCAUCCGGCUCGUGACAACUUUAAAACCGCUCUUUCAAGAGCCAAUCAGGAGUGUUCGUAUGCAUUCCCACUUUCAAUUCUCUUUUCAUCUCUUAGUAGUUGUAACCCGUCGUUUUUUAGAACAGUACCUGAAAUUUCUUUAAGCUAAGUUAAAUGGCAGAGCCCCGUGUGAUAAUCUUUUAGUCUCUCGAACUCUUUCAUUUUUUGUAGAAAUAACUUUAUUACUAGAGUCCACGCCUUGAACAUCGCUUUCUUCUCAACGAGGCAACCUUCAUUAAAUGGCGUGGUGUGUGGGUAGAACAGUUGCUAAAACUAUGCGAGUUGACCUCCACGGAUUGCACGGAUGGGAACUAAUAUAAUGAUCUUUCCAAGCUAUAUUCCUUGGUCGUAACUUAGGCGAUUGAGGACCUAUAUACCUUUUUUUUGUACAACAACUACAAUCUGCCUCAGAUUUGUUUACGUGUAUGCCAGACACCGCCGACAUAGUUAAAUGCGUGUUUGCACCCUUACGAAAUACCUUAAGAUGUUCAGGAGCAACUAAACUUUAUCAUCUUUUGGCGUCAGAGAGGCCUUUAAAAUACCAAGCAGAGCUUUUUCGUCCGUAAUGGUGUUCACCUGUAUAAGCUGGAGCGUUAUAAGUUUUACUGCAUUCUAUGAGAGGCCGUUGUAAAGUUUUGCAAUCCUGGGCGAACGCUCCGCAUAAGUUUUUUACCGGUAAUAAUUUUCUGUUAACCCAUUUCCUAUUUACCUAUCGUUUUUAUACUUCACACCAGGCCACGUUUGUUAUCGCGGUUUGUUAUCUAUACGAAUUGCUAUGAAGAGGGUAAUCAUUUCAUCCUUUCAAGACCCUUAAUGUAGUAUUUUCUAUUCACAGAUAGCACUCAGGACAUGGACUAUGCACCAGACGAAAACAUCCAAGAUGCUCUGUUGACCUACCUGUCUGAGUUGACAUUGACGGAUGAAGAGCCGAUGGGACUGCAUCUUCCGAACGGGGGCGAAUUUCAUAUUAUACAUUGGCGUCGUUCUAAACGAACAGAGUACACUGCAAGUACAGGUUUUAGCAUCAUCCUCUCUAAAGAACGUGCGUGGAACAUAGGAAAUAAAGACGUCAGAGAAACGGUCAGCAUACAAGGCCUGUUAAGUCACUUUUUAAUAGAAUACAAAUUUCAGAACUCAAAGCAACACUUUGAAGCAAAAUCAAAUAUUUCCUUGAAAUCGCUCAAACUUCAUCAGCGAUGUAAAAUGUCAGGUUACUUAAGAGAUAGGUUGUUACGUAUUCCUCGAAUACUAAAAUUUUGUGUUCGCCAGAGCAGAAGAAAAACUUUUUUGGUAACUGUAAAGUCAUCUUUUUAAGGUUUUAGAACCAUCAAGAUAUCGCCAUUUUCGCUUUAUACUGUCGAAAAGUGUCGUUCCUGGAGAGCAUAUAUCCUUACCGUGUCGAUAACUAAGCAUUCGAAGCCAAGUACAAAAACUUUACCUUGGUUAAUAUCAAGCUUGGCAUAGCGAUUGAGUCAUUAUGAGCAAAAUGCAUUUAAGCAUUGACCGUUUGAUAUUAUCUACAAUCACCCUAUGUUUAUAUUCAGAUGUGAAGCUUUUACCUGAACGACUCUCUCUUUCCAUUGCUGCUCAAUAGACUGACGUCCAUGUGCGCUACAAAGAGUGGGACACUUUACUUAGCAGCGGAUUAUGGGAACCAGAGGCCAUAACUGAGAAGCUGCCUGAAUUUCUAGAAUUUCUAAAGGAAGCGGAAGCCUUCUUGUUUCAUGACAAGGGUAAGUAGUUUUAUUUUGUUGAUCAUUGUGUCUUUUCUUUAGAAUUAUUUGCUGAUUUUCAUGCUCGUUGAAUGUGCAAAGACAUGUUUUAAUUUGGAAAUAUAGGUGUGAGUUAGUGACCGACAGUCUGUGACACUAGAGUGAGUUGAGAAAUACAACGUUGUUUUCCCCUCUACUUUAACUUUUUAUCUUCUCAAAUCUUCGGAAGCAACACCCAUGGACUAGAAAACUGAGGUUGUGAAACAUUUGUUGUUACAUUAUAGUUCCUCCAGAGAUUCUUGCGCGGGGUUCGUCCGCCGUGGAAGCUUAUGAAAAGGCUCUCACUCAUGGAAAAACGUCUGACAGAAGGUUUCCAUUGAUGCUCAUUGGACAACACCGAGCAGGAAAGACCAGUUUAAUGAAGUCGCUAAAAGGGAUAUGCUAUGACCCACAAGAAGAUAGCACCGUUGGCAUAGAAAUGGAUCCUUCCUAUUUUAAACUGACCACAGAGCCUUGGGUAACAGGAAAGAGCAGCGAGGACCAAACGUCUGAAACUACAGCAAAUUCCUAUGGGCUUCUCGCAGCCAGAUACAUCAUGGAUAGCGUAAAGCCGACCGAAAUUGUAACUAAAAGUGAAGAGGAGGUUCAUGUUACAGAAGAAAGUUUUGAACCCGGUGGCAACGAAAUCUCACAUGAAUCAACACCAAAUGAUCCUGCGAAAAAUGCGGACAUCAUUCAGGCACCUAAUCCCACUCUUAGAAGUCACGAAUUCGGCGUAUUACCGUCUUCAACAAACUUAAAUCCGAGACCAGUUACUCACGAAUCUAUUAAAGACAUGCCCGAGUUCGAAGAAGUAGCAGAAGUGACUGAAUCAUUGCUUCGUGGCGAUUUGGAGGACAACAGAGACGACGUGUGUUCUAAUUUUUGGGAUUUUGCAGGACAGUCGGUUUAUUAUGACACACACCCACUGUUUCUGACAUCACGAGCAAUUUACUGCUUGGUGUAUGACCUAAGCUUAGAUCCAUAUGGCAAAGCUGAGCCUUUGGAGAAACAAGGUGUAUACGAAGCAAUACAAGACAGCGCAAAUCUGAGAACUAAUAUAGAUUAUCUCAACUUCUGGAUGAUGUCUGUGGCUUCGUUAACUUGUAGCCACGAAGAAUGUUGCUCAUCAGAUGUGUUGCCAAAGAAACUUCCAGCCGUUUUCCUGGUAUGCACUCAUGCUGAUAAACCAUUCAGCGGUCAAGACCCUAGAAAAUUAUCUCGUAAAAUUUUUGGUUAUCUGAAGAAAAAACCGUACGGUGACCAUUUGUGUGAUGUAUUCUUUGUAGAUAACACAAGUCUGAGGGUCAAAUCCUCUGACUGCCCAGAAGUCACACGAUUGCGACAGAAAGUACUUGAAAAGGCUAAAGAACUUCCGCACAUCAAGGCAACCAUUCCACUGAAGUGGUUGAGAUUUGAGAAGGCGCUUCAAGCUGUGAAGAAAAAGGGAUAUAAAUGCAUUUCCCUGGAAGCGGCGAAAGAUAUCGCCUCGAAGGUCUGCAAAGUCAACGACGAGAACGAGUUCAAGACCUUGAUGAACUACCUGCAUGAUCUAAGGUGCUUAAUCCAUUUUGAUCACACCGCCGAGCUGAAAAAAAUCAUAAUAUUAAAUCCUCAGUGGCUAAUUGACGUUUUUAAACAGGUGAUCACUGUCAAGCCAUAUGAUGCUGAUGAAGAGAAAUUCUUGGAUUCAUGGCUUAAGCUUGAGAGGGAAGGAAUUCUGGAUGAAGAUCUCCUAGCACAUGUUUGGGGUCCUUUGUUUAACGAGAAAGAAACAUGUGCCACUCUCAUUAAAAUAAUGGAGAAAUUUUGCCUGUUGUGCUCCUGGCCAUCUGAUACAAUAAGCAACAAGAGCUACCUAGUCCCUUCAAUGUUAAAGUCGCCCCCACCGAAGCAGAUCACUGAGUUGGCUGCCUCUGCAAAGUUUCCUUCUUUGUUUAUCAAGUUCAAGGGCGGUUUAGUCCCUGCAGGGCUUUUCCCGCGGCUAGUACUGCAGUUAUUUCAGUGGGGCAAAGACAGGUUGUGGAGAGAUGAUAACCCUCAUUUGUUCAAUGGCUUUGCCAGGUUUUUCACCACUAAAGAUGACUACUCCGUUAUUUUGAUUUGCAACUCGUCAACAGUUGAGAUUGUAAUGCACAGAGGAAAUCACAACCUAGAAUUGGCUGAGGAUGCAUCAUCAAAGAUAUCACCAUCUCUACAUGGUCACCAAGACACCACUGGGGUUAACUGUUGUUAUGUUGUGAAAAAGCAAUUGGGUUUGAUACUUGAGUGCAUGCGUAAUGAGUUUUGUUGGUUAAAAAAUAUGAAAUAUAAAAUGAGUGUUUUAUGUCCAGUUUGCUGCAAGCGAGGAUCGGUUGCCUACUGUCGAACACAUCAGAGAGAAGGUUGCGAAGAAGAGCAAUGCCUUCACUUCCUGUCCCUUACCGAGUUGUACCGUUCUAAACAAGUCUUUUGUACCAGAUCUGCGUUAACUAAGAAUCCCACAGUUCCAGUCAUGCAGUUUGCACCUUGGCUUCCCUUUAAAGAACAACUGGUAAGAUGUAAGAUAUUAUUACGGUGA
Molecule: messenger RNA, 8584 nt
Organism: Porites lobata
Lineage: Eukaryota; Metazoa; Cnidaria; Anthozoa; Scleractinia; Poritidae
Source: the annotation of a GenBank genome assembly